Messenger RNA from Clarias gariepinus (North African catfish), 2331 nucleotides. RefSeq names its product NADPH oxidase organizer 1-like. The record is from RefSeq and is a predicted model, not a curated record. NCBI's taxonomy places the organism in Eukaryota, Metazoa, Chordata, Actinopteri, Siluriformes, Clariidae. Bases 49 to 1464 code for a protein of 471 amino acids. Gene Ontology annotation, molecular function: phosphatidylinositol binding; superoxide-generating NADPH oxidase activator activity; protein binding. Gene Ontology annotation, biological process: superoxide anion generation. The transcript is spliced from 8 exons.
CAGAAGUGAUAGAGGACAGAGCAGAACAAGCCAAAAACAGACAGAGACAUGGAAGAACACAGACAUCCCAUUAGUGUUCACAUUUUAGGAGUGAUGCACAAGGAGAAGAGUAAACUCUACAUGACCUCGGUUCUUUGGUCAGAUCAGAACGAGAUCGUCGUCUACAGAACACUUGAGGAAUUCAGAUCACUGCAUAAUCAACUGAAGAAGAAAUGUGCAGCUUCAAAUGUAGGUCCGUUCCAAAGAUCAGUUAGGAUUGUUCCCAAGUUUAAAGCUGAGAAAGUAAAGCGAGGUCUUCAGAAGAGCUACAGUAAGUCUCUGCUGAGGCUGAAGCCGCUGGAAGAGUACUGCAUGGCACUGCUGAGUGCUCAUCCUUCUGUCUCUCAAAGCUCAGAGCUCAGCCAGUUUCUGCUUCCCAGACCAGAUGAUCUGAAUCCAGAAUUUUCCCAGAACAGCAUUAUAAUCAUGCCGUCAGAAGAAUCUCUGGGCAGAAGCAGUCAGCUGAAAUCAGAUGCCAGUGUAACCCAACCAUUCGUGACCCAGAUGUACCGAUGCAUCGCUCCCUAUGAAACGAAGGACACAAAGAACCGUCCCUUUAAGGUUGAAUUAGGGGAAACUGUUGAUGUGCUAAUAAAGGACAAAGCAGGCUGGUGGUUGGUUGAGAAUGAAGCUAAAUGCCUCGCCUGGUUUCCUGCUCCAUACCUGGAGAGUGCUGAAGCAGAUGACGAAGAAGAUGAAGUUGGAGGAAGUGCUCUAUAUAUUGCCUCUAAAAAUUACAAAUCUGCAAAAAAGGAUGAACUAUCUGUGGAGAUUGGAUCCGUGGUUGAGGUUUUAAGAAAAUCGAAUGAUGGAUGGUGGCUAGUUAGGUACAACUGCAGGACUGGCUACAUCCCUUCCAUGUACUUACAACCAUACAUCAAUCCACGAGUGCAUAUAAUAAACUCCCAGAUUGGAAAUCAAAGUUCAAACCUAAACAUGGCUCAGUUUCAGGUGCCAGCUCGGUCUGCUCUGAUGAUCCCAGGACAUGAGCUCUGUCGCUCACAGUACAACCUCCAGCAGCUUCCAGGAGACAACCUGAAUCUCAGCGAUAGGGCCAAAUCACAUUCGUUGGAUAUUCUCACAGUUGUUCCCCACGUGCCAAUCACAGUUGAAGUGGAGCAUGAGGAGGACAGCAGGGCAAGGUCCUUGAGUCGAAGCAGUGAAGGAAGCUUUAGUGACUCUGACAGCUCCUCAAGCAGUGGGUCCUUUCGCAGUGGGUCCUUUUGCAUGAGCAGCCCAGAGGCCAUCCAGGAUGACCACCUGGAUUCCACCAGUGGUAAGCUCUUGCCCAGCAUAUUUGAUCCCAAUGUAUUCAAGUCAGGCAAGACACCCAAAAUUCCUCCAAAGCCUCAAGUGCAGGAGAUCCUUAAGCGCUGCACCACUGUGACACGUAAAAAUAUCUCCUGGAGCUCAGCCAACCGCUGAGCACAAAUGAAAUGUUGCUCAUUGUAUUAUUCCAGAAAGAUGUGGGUCACCGGACCAAUGCAAGCAUGGAAGCUUAAUUCUGUGUGAGAAGCAGGACUCAGUGUCAAGCGGAAGCCAGGAUUCAGUAAAAGAGAAUACUGUCAUAAAAUGUUCUUUUGUUUUCGUAUUGAACAUAUCUAAUGCAGUAGCUUUUUUUUGCUUCGACUAAAGGUCUACGCAGAAAGUCUUUGAAAAAGGAAAUCUGCUUAAUGAUGCAUUCCAUGUAUUUUAUUGUAGGUCAUUUGUACUAGAAUCAUUGAUAAGACAGAAGGUUAAGGGUUCUAUGUCUAGCUUAAGUCUAACCAACCACUACGGAGUGGAUAAUAAGUCUCUGGAAAUUGUGGAUUAGCAGCCACUUGUUUAAUUUUAACAGUGCUAUAGAACUAAUAAUUUUAAUCAUGUUACACUCUUAUAAGUUGAAGCAAUUUUAAUAAAUUGAUCACAUUUGACUAAAGUUGAGAACUCCUUUGGAGAUUCUAUGUAGUGCCGAUCAAAAAGAUCAGGCAGUGAAUAAACUGUAAAUGAUGCAUAUUUUUUCUCUAUGGUUUGUAAUGCAAUGUUUCAAAAUGUAUUAGAGGCUUUUUUCAGCUACUAAUAAUCUCUUCCAUACUGGAAAUUCAAUGUAGUCUAAUGUAGCAUCAGAUAUGCAACAUUUAUUGUACUCCCUAUAGUGAGAUAUAACAUGAUUGAUUUUGUAUCAUGUAUCAUUGUAUUUGUAUUUAAAUAAGCAAAACUUUUUUACUUUUUAAAUUUUAUUUUACAAUUAUGUGAAAUGCUUCUGUAAAACGUGCACCAGCUGAGCUCUGCAUCUUGCUAACAGUUGGUUUC